CGCGCGUCGCGUUUGCACUUUGCACGAAUCGCGUCGACCUCGCGUUGCUCCGUGUUCCGCUGGCGUUUCUAACCUCGAAACAUGGGCGAUUCCGAGCAAGACCCGGGUGACCGGAUCGACGGCGAUAACCAGAAAAACGAUAAGAUGUUUACUCUGAAGAAGUGGAACGCCGUGGCCAUGUGGAGCUGGGACGUGGAGUGUGACACCUGUGCAAUUUGCCGAGUCCAGGUUAUGGAUGCCUGCUUACGGUGCCAGGCAGAAAGUAAGAAGGAGGUUUACGGCCGGCAAGACUGCGUGGUCGUUUGGGGCGAGUGCAACCACUCGUUCCAUUACUGCUGCAUGUCACUUUGGGUCAAACAGAACAAUCGUUGCCCAUUGUGCCAGCAGGAGUGGUCUAUCCAACGAAUGGGAAAGUAAUCCUUACGUACGCCAGCCACUAAUUUGACCGCAGCCUCUAAUUUUUUUUUCGCGACUAUGCAACCGUAUUGCAAUCCUAUGCAAUCGUAAUUAAUUACGAUGGAUUCACGCUACCGAGAAGUUGCACGUUGUAACGCCUAGCUGCAUUAACUAGUGUUGAAUUUAUUUUUUUUCUGGAAAUCUUCGCAAGUGAUAAUCAAAGUCAUCUGAUACCUUAGGCAAGGAUUAUUUUAUUGUAACAUAUAAUAAUGUUUAAUAAAUACUUGUAUAUAAAAUA
Temnothorax curvispinosus is the source of this 694-nucleotide messenger RNA. It is a transcript of the gene Roc2, whose product is annotated as RING-box protein 2. Gene Ontology annotation, biological process: protein ubiquitination; ubiquitin-dependent protein catabolic process. Lineage: Eukaryota; Metazoa; Arthropoda; Insecta; Hymenoptera; Formicidae. The record is from RefSeq and is a predicted model, not a curated record. Gene Ontology annotation, molecular function: cullin family protein binding; ubiquitin protein ligase activity; zinc ion binding. The coding region runs from base 82 to 417 and encodes 111 amino acids. The transcript is spliced from 2 exons. Gene Ontology annotation, cellular component: Cul5-RING ubiquitin ligase complex; nucleus.